GAAUUCCCCUGUUUCAUGUUUUUCGAUUGUUUCUUUUGUUUUCCUGUUCUGGGGUUCUUUUUUGUUUUUGUUUGUUGUCAUCCUCUUAAUUAUCAGAUUUCAAGAAAAUUUCAAGAGGGUUUCUGUAUUUCCCAUUACCUAUUUAUCACUGUUUUUUUUUUUAAAAAAAAAUCUCUUAUAAUGUUCUUGUGGGUGGCUAUUGGUGUGAUCAUGUUGAAAUAAGUUUUGAUCUAGCUAUUGGUACUUUCUGGUCUUGUCUUAAUCACAUAUUGUUACCCUCUUUCGUUAUUCUUGUGGGGUACAGUGUCCCUACAGUGAUUGGAUUUAUUAGAACUUAGUUUUUAAUUUGUGAAGAAGGCUAUUUCUUGUCGGGUUCUGUCUCUUUGACUCUUUAUGUUAUAUUGCUAUUAUCUUUUCUUUUGCUAUCUUUUAACCUUUGAUCAAGUGGUGGGGUGUCUGUUUGGUGAGGCUGUUGUUUUGUUUUGUUAUAAGUGUAGACUGGGUAGUGGUUUUCUUUGAGUACUUUUGAUCAUUUGUACAACUUAAAAGUGCUAUUUUGAACUAUAUCUCUCAGGGAAAAGGAAAAAGUAAGAUUUGAUGUUAAUAUUUUGGAAACAGUGAUUCCCAAUGGUUUUUCCCCUUUUCGUGGUGUGUUUUUUGAGACCCUGUUUGACCAUCGUUGAUUUUGAGAUUUUCUUGUAAUAAGUUUUUGCUAAUUGUAAAGUGCCAACUGGUUGAGGAAAGAGGGGGGCCAAAAGAAAAGUCAUGGGGAUAGUGAAGGGAUUGGUAAAUAAAAAACUACAUAGGAAACACAAACACCUCAUAAUUUCUUCUUUCUAAAGUUCAUACUGUUAAUCCAUCUUUUUUCCGGAUCUCAACAAUGGGCACCGAUUUGCAGUUAAAAUACACUGUGUCAACCCAUCUUACUGAAGCAGCAAAUUUUGAAACUGUUUUAAUGUAGAAAAGAAUUGGAAUCAAUAGUACAAUUGACUUGAACUAUUUUUGGUAAGCAAUGCUUGCAACCCACUGCUGCCUCCCAGUCUGGCCCCUGUCUAAGUCCCAGUGUGGCUGCCUCUGAGUUAGUUAUUAUAGUUUGUAUUUGGGUUGCAAAAUAUUUUAGUUUGUCUAAAAAAUUAUUAGGAAAUAGUAAGCACUCUAACAAUUAAAAAAAGGAGGACGAGGUGGAAAUUGUAAAUGCUAUAAUAGAGAGAGAAAACUAAGUAACAAAGAAGGAUUUGAAAUAGUAAUAUUGGAGUUAAAUCUUGACUAUACCAACUAUUAUAAUUGGAGCCUCAAUCAUGGAGUAACCUAAGUUGGAGCCUAAACACCCCCUAGAAUUUUUCAUAUACGUGAGCCAUUUACUUUUUAAUACUUUAUUGAUUUUUUCACUUUCAUGACUUCAUGCAAGACUGUGGCUUUAGAAGCCGGUCAAUGAACCCUUUGUUCCUUCCAACGUAAUCUGUAAAGUGCCGAACUUUAAUGCCUCUUCAUGCUGGCCCAGAAGAUUCUCUUCUGUUGAGGAAAAUCUAAUCAUAUGAGGCAGUAUUUUUGAGUUAGUUAUGAGGACCUGUGCAAUAUGCUUGACCACCAUGAAAGCGGGUAAUGGACAAGCUAUUUUCACUGCCGAAUGCUCUCAUUCUUUUCACUUCCAGUGCAUUACUUCAAAUGUAAAGCAUGGGAACCAAAUUUGCCCUGUUUGCAGAGCAAAAUGGAAAGAAAUCCCUUUUCAAAAUACCAGUUCCGAUUGUGCUAGGCCUAGAACCAACCCUGCAGGCUUGGCCCCUGAUGAUCCAUGGAUGACGAUUGUUCGACGGAUGCCUCCUCCUCGCAGCAAUACAACUAGACAAAUCACCUCUAUUUUUCAUGGCCCUGAACCUGUAGCUUAUGAUGAUGAUGAAGCUUUAGAUCAACAACCUCAUGCCACAGAGAGAAACACAACAAAUGAUGGUGCUAGUGUUCAUAGUUGCACUGAUAAAGUAGAGGUCGAAAUGUACCCAGAAAUUUCAGCUGUUCCAAGAUCAGUUUCUCAUGAUCAUUUCUCUGUGUUAGUCCAUGUCAAGGCUCCUCUCUCUAUUGCAACAGUAAAUAACUCCAGAAACCAGGCUUCAUUGCCUCCAUUGAAUCAACCUUCUCGUGCACCUGUUGACCUCGUAACUGUGCUUGAUGUUAGUGGCAGUAUGGCUGGCACCAAACUUGCUCUACUCAAACGUGCAAUGGGUUUUGUGAUCCAGAAUCUCGGCCCUUCCGAUCGACUUUCUGUUGUAUCGUUCUCCUCGACUGCUCGUCGCCUUUUCCCACUUUGUCGAAUGACAGAUGCUGGACGACUGCAGGCAUUGCAGGCUGUUAAUUCUUUAAGAUCAAACGGUGGGACAAACAUUGCUGAAGGCUUGAGGAAAGGUGCCAAAGUGUUGGUAGACCGCAAGGUGAAGAACCCUGUUGGUAGCAUUAUAUUACUCUCUGAUGGGCAGGAUACAUAUACUUUUAAUGGUCCUAGCAGUGCUCGUCCUCAAAUAGAUUAUCAAUCCCUCCUUCCAGUUUCAAUCCAUCGCAGUAACCGAUCGGGAAUGCAGCAGAUUCCGGUGCAUGCGUUUGGGUUUGGUGCCGAUCACGACGCUGUGACGAUGCACACGAUUUCUGACACAUCUGGUGGCACGUUUUCAUUCAUAGAAACUGAAAUCACCAUCCAGGAUGCAUUUGCUCAGUGCAUUGGUGGCCUGUUGAGCGUGGUGGUGCAGGAUCUGCAAGUUGAAGUGAGAUGCAUUCACCCAAGUUUACAGCUUGGCUUGAUACGAGCAGGAAGUUACCAAGCCAGCAUCUCUGAACGUGCAAGACUAGGCUCCAUUUUCUUUGGAGACCUGUAUGCUGAAGAAGAGAGGGACUUUCUGGUCACACUCAACAUUCCGGUUGAUGAGUUUGGAGGUGAGAUGCCAUUGCUCAAAGUUAAAUGCGUUUACAACGACCCCAUUACCAAAGAGCCAAUCACUUUAGCAAAUGAAAGUGAGGUUCAAAUACUGAGGCCGGAUACAGUAGGCGAACAAGUAGUGUCAUUGGAAGUAGACAGACAGCGAAAUAGAUUCCAUGCGUCAGAGGCAAUAUCCAAGGCCAGAGUUGCCGCGGAGCGUGGUGAUUUAGCUGGUGCAGUGUCUGUGUUGGACAAUUGUUACAGAACUGUGUUUGAAUCAGCAUCUGCUCAAGCUGGUGACCAAUUAUGUGCCGCUCUUUGCGCUGAGCUGAAGGAAAUGCAGGAGAGAAUGGCAACUCGCCACAUCUACGAGUCCUCUGGACGAGCUUAUGUGCUGUCAGGAUUGAGCUCACAUUCAUGGCAGAGAGCAACUGCUAGAGGGGAUUCAGUGGACAUGGGAAGUGCAGUGCAAAGUUAUCAAACGCAGUCAAUGGUAGACAUGGUGUCUCGUUCUCAGACCAUGAUACUAGGGCCGCCACCGUCUCAAAGAACACUUCGGCCCACUCAUUCUUUUCCAGUCAGAGCACCCCAACCGUCACCACCACAGUAACUUGUAAUGGUGAAUGAUAAGGUGAAGCUGAGAAGCUCAAAAGGCCCUUCAAUUUCAACCAAUGUUUUGCUUUUUCUUCAUGGUUCUAAUUAAUAUUUUUUUUAACAUUCUCUUUAAAUUAGUUUUAGAGAAAUGAUAUUGAUUUAUUGGAUUUUAUACUGUUAGGCUUUUCAUUCAUAUGGAUGGCUUUGAAAAGAAAGCAGAAUAAGGCAUGAUGAGGGUGCCAUAAAAGGAGCUUAUUUAUAUAAAAUAGUGUGGGAAAACAAAUUCUCAUAAUAUUUUCUUUUUCUUUUUGAAAAGAACAAUUAUUAUGUAAGAAGAAGAGGAAGUCAAGAUGAUGAGUGCAGAAUAGUUGUUUAGUUUGGAGUUUGCUUUGCUUUGGUGUUUUUUUAUUUUAUUUUGCAAUUAUUGAAAUAGUGUUACAAUGGUCCAAAUUAUUAUUAUUAUCCCAACAUAUAGAUGAUAUAGUUUAUAUAUUUAUUUGAAUUA
Cucumis sativus (cucumber) is the source of this 4001-nucleotide messenger RNA. RefSeq names its product E3 ubiquitin-protein ligase WAV3. The transcript is spliced from 2 exons. The coding region runs from base 1560 to 3512 and encodes 650 amino acids. The record is from RefSeq and is a predicted model, not a curated record. Lineage: Eukaryota; Viridiplantae; Streptophyta; Magnoliopsida; Cucurbitales; Cucurbitaceae.